ACAAAAAGCAGUAGUCCAGAACAAACUAUUUUUUUAGUGGAAGAUUUCUUUCACUUUUCGUAGUUCGUUUCUUCUGUCAAUGGAUCUGUCUUUCACCCUCAGAUUCCGCCCACCUAACCCUCCUCUCUCUCGCCGGAAACUGGAAUCUCCGAUCAUCCAUCCGCUAAAAAGGUUCCUACCUACUUUUCAUCGGCCUGAUAUUAAGCCAAACGCUAAACCAUUUCCAAUGUCAUCAAGGACCCACCAGUCAACUGUCGUGACCGCUAAGUUGAAUAAGCCAAUAGAUGGUGUGAGUGAAGAGCUGAACUUGAUUGCUUCGCAAAAUUUAGACCAUGCACCAGCUCGCAGAAGGGUUCGGUCAGCUUUCGUUCAAGUGCAACAGGAGCUUGAUCACCCACUUUUCAAGAUGACACCUCCUGGGAAGACAUACGAGUGGUAUGAAAGGAAUUCUAGAGGUUUGGAAAUUUUUUGCAAAAGAUGGAUUCCGGAACCUGGAGUUCGAAUGAAAGGCGCUGUGUUUUUUUGCCAUGGUUAUGGUGAUACCUGUACCUUCUUCUUUGAAGGUAUUGCAAAACGAAUUGUUGCAUCUGGAUAUGGUGUUUAUGCUUUGGACCAUCCUGGUUUUGGCCUAUCUGAAGGAUUGCAUGGUUACAUACCAAGCUUUGAUGAAUUAGCUGACAAUGUUAUUGAACAGUACACAAAAAUAAAAGGACGUCCUGAGUUAAGAGGGUUGCCCUGCUUCUUACUGGGGCAGUCCAUGGGAGGAGCUGUUGCUCUCAAAGUUCAUCUAAAAAAACCACGUGCAUGGGAUGGCAUAAUCCUUGUAGCCCCUAUGUGUAGAAUUGCAGAGGAUGUUCAGCCCCCAGCACCAGUUCUUAAGGCAUUAAUUCUUCUUUCUAAAGUUAUGCCAAAAGCAAAGCUCUUGCCACAGAAAGAUCUAGCAGCACUUUGCUUCAGAGACCUGAAGAAAAGAAAAAUGGCCGACUAUAAUGUUAUCUGUUACAAUGACCAAAUGCGAUUGAAAACUGCUGUGGAGCUCCUAAAUGCUACCAAGGAUAUUGAGAAACAAGUGGAAAAGGUUUCAUCCCCAUUGUUGAUUCUUCAUGGAGCUGCUGAUAAGGUGACAGAUCCUUUAGUUAGCCAGUUUCUCUAUCAGAAGGCCUCUAGCAAAGACAAAACGCUAAAGCUCUAUGAAGGGGCCUAUCACAGCAUUCUUGAAGGGGAGCCUGAUACCAAAAUCUUUGCAGUCUUCGAUGAUAUUAUUGCGUGGCUUGAUUCCAGAUGCUCGGCUAAGUAAAAUAUUCUUUCCAUGCUACAGUUCUCUAUGCGAUUUCCUCGCCCUGCCUCUGGCUAUUGGGAUAGUCACCCGUUCCCAACCAAUUUUUCAAAUUUAGUUAACAAUGCUAAUUUUUAGGAGGAUCCGGAAACCAAGACAAAUUUCAGUUCAGUCAAUGGUGUUUGUUCAUUGAGAAUUAUGAAGUAUAAUGACAGAUUGCUAGGUUGGUACUUCAAAUGAUGUUCAUGGAUAGCUAUAGCAUAACACACAGAAGAUCAAAUAAAAAUGGCUGUACUCAAAACUUAUAUAGGUUAUUCACCUUCUGGAUUAUCGUAAUCGUAUUGGCUUCAUUGGAAUAGCA
This is a messenger RNA of Populus trichocarpa (black cottonwood), 1637 nucleotides long. RefSeq names its product caffeoylshikimate esterase. Gene Ontology annotation, cellular component: membrane. The transcript has 8 exons. Bases 80 to 1297 code for a protein of 405 amino acids. The record is from RefSeq and is a predicted model, not a curated record. NCBI's taxonomy places the organism in Eukaryota, Viridiplantae, Streptophyta, Magnoliopsida, Malpighiales, Salicaceae. Gene Ontology annotation, molecular function: lipase activity.